Lolium rigidum is the source of this 909-nucleotide messenger RNA. Its product is annotated as N-carbamoylputrescine amidase. Bases 1 to 909 code for a protein of 302 amino acids. The record is from RefSeq and is a predicted model, not a curated record. Lineage: Eukaryota; Viridiplantae; Streptophyta; Magnoliopsida; Poales; Poaceae. The transcript has 9 exons. Gene Ontology annotation, molecular function: N-carbamoylputrescine amidase activity.
AUGGCUGGCGGCGGCGGCGCGGGGAGGAAGGUGGCGGUCGCUGCCGUGCAGUUCGCCUGCACAGACACCGUGUCCGACAACGUCGCCACGGCCGAGAGGUUGAUUAGAGAAGCUCAUAAGAAAGGCGCAAAUAUUGUCCUCAUCCAGGAACUAUUUGAAGGGCACUAUUUCUGUCAAGCUCAAAGGAUGGAUUUCUUUCAGCGUGCUAAGCCUUAUAAAGAGAAUCCAACUAUAAUGAGAAUGCAAAAUCUUGCAAAGGAGUUGGAUAUUGUGAUACCAGUAAGUUUCUUUGAAGAAGCAAACAAUGCUCAUUACAACUCAGUGGCCAUUAUUGAUGCUGAUGGCACUGAUCUUGGCCUAUACCGCAAAUCACACAUUCCAGAUGGACCAGGUUAUGAAGAGAAAUUUUAUUUCAAUCCAGGUGAUACUGGUUUCAAGGCUUUCAAAACCAAGUAUGCAACAAUUGGCGUUGGAAUUUGCUGGGAUCAGUGGUUCCCGGAGACUGCAAGGGCUAUGGUGCUUCAGGGGGCAGAAAUAUUGUUCUAUCCCACUGCCAUUGGAUCUGAACCUCAGGAUACUAACCUGGAUUCCCGUGAACACUGGAAGCGUGUCAUGCAAGGCCAUGCCGGCGCUAACUUGGUUCCUCUUGUCGCUUCUAACCGGAUAGGAAGGGAAACUGUUGAGACUGAGCAUGGCAACAGCACUAUAAAAUUUUACGGGAAUUCAUUCAUCGCAGGGCCAACUGGAGACAUCAUCAAGCUUGCAAAUGACAAAGAUGAGGAGGUGCUGGUGGCAGAGUUUGAUUUGGAUGAGAUCAAAUCUACCAGACACGGUUGGGGGAUAUUCAGGGACAGGCGUCCCGAUCUAUACAAAGUGCUACUGACAUUGGACGGCCAGAAAUCAUCCUAG